GCCCGCCCCCCUCCAUACAAUCUAUUGCUGAACCUCCUCUAACAGCAUCUGCUCUUCGUCCUUCGGCGGCACCUUGACCACCAACUAGCCACGUUGCUCCUUCGCCUUUUUGCUGGACCUUCUUUCUAUCGUCAACCUCUUUCUAUUUCAUCCACGUUCCACAGAUUCUGAUCAUCUCCCAUCGCCUCACAAUCUCCAUCACCCUCCACACCACCCCUUCAUCGCCACCCACAUUGACCCUCCUCCUCGACCACGUCUUCCCCACGACCAAACUGAACCACCUCCUCCUCAUCCUCCUCUUCGUCUACACCAUCCCCCCCUUCUCUUUAUUCAUCUCUUCGCUCUCACAAAUAAUUCCCCCACGCGAUGGCGCGACUCCCGCCACGGGCGACCCGUCGCCACCCCGGGUGAUGGGCAAGAAGACGAGGAAGAGGAAUAACCACAACAACAACAAUAAGGAGGAGAAGAAGAAGAAGAGGGCGGACACUUUGAUUAAUAAAGGGCGGCGGUGGUGGUGGUGAAGUGGACGAGACGGCGGCUGCGGCUGCGGCGUGCGCUGGGAUCGCGGUGGCUCCUCGCCCGAGGGUCCCGUGAUACCCCCAUCAUCAACCACUAUCUCCAGCUCGACCAACAACAACAACAACCACCACCACCACCGGCUCGGGGCGCUGAGGGAGACGGCGACGAGGGGGGUCAAGCAACCGGGGAUCACAAGAGGAGGAGGAGGCGGCGGCGGCGGCACGAGCAGCUGGGCGACGCGCGGGGGAAGCCGGCAACACGCGACUUUCGCUAAGAACACGGGACGAAGAUAAGAAGAAGAAGAAUAAGGAGGAGAAGUUUCCGGAAGGAGGUUGAAGACAACGAGGAAGGAGGCUGAGGAGGAGGAGGCUGAGGAGAAGGGGCCCCGAGCCCCUGGGCCCUGCCUCGCUCCGCACGCGGCGCCAUCUUGGCUCGGGGCCGCCCCUCGCGUCCGCGGCCCCGGGCGGCGGCGGCGGCGGCACGGCCCCGGUCACGCCGCCGGGCCCCCCAGCCGGGAGACUCCGCGCUCGCUCUCUCUCCCUCUCUCCACCGUCUCGACUCCUCUCGUGUCUGCAACAGUAGUCAGGGCGGCGGAAGGCCGCCGUGCUGCUGCUACUUCUGCUGCUGUUUUAAUUGGGGUUUUGGAUGAUCACGCGUCCGUCAACGUCGCUCACGCGCGCACUGUACGGCGGCAUCGCCUCCUCGCAUACCGACAUAGGCGGCGUGACCACUGCCCCGCUCCGUCUCACCGCAGACACAUUGUUAUUAUUUAUUGUUUCGAACAGACUGGGUCUCAUGGCGACGAGUAUGCGCCUCUAGAAGAACGCACGGGCGAAGUAGAGGAAGGUGGUGGUGGUGGAGAGGAGAAUCGUUUGGGAAGGAGACCCGCAACAACUUGCCCCCUCGCUUGGCGGAGGCGAAGCGAAAGCUGGGGGGGGGGGGUUAGUGACCAUUAACCACUGCACGCAGCGGUCGUUUAGGCACAAACACUCGCUCUCAGCCACAAGAGUGAGAUUAUUUGUUGCUUUCGUGAUAUAUUUUGGGGGGGGGGGGGUUGGGGGGGGGGGCAGAAGAGGUGCAGGGGUUAGGGUGAGGAGCCGCUCGCUGUUGGUGGGGAGAAGAGCCGGCUUCCUCCCCGCCAUGGGUGCAUCAGCACCGUGAAGUGGACGUGAACACAAGAAGCUAGGGGGGCGAGGGGAGGCACGACGACGAAGAGGGGACGUUGCUUUCGAGGAGGAGAGGGGACGAAGGCAGGGGCGGUGAGAGCUCGCAUCACCGCCUCGUCUGAUGCCGCUGAUUGAUCGGUGCCAUGGAAGAACUGCACAGUCUGGACCCUCGACGACAGGAGUUGCUCGAAGCCAGAUUUAUCGGAGGAGCAUUCAAGCAGACUGCACAGGUUAACAACGAAGCAUCCAACCAAAGUUUGGGGAGCCAUGGCUCUCUAAGUGACAAGGAAACAGAGCAAACCCCUGAAAAAAAAUCACAAGACAGAGGGAGAAAGCGCAAAGCCGAUGGUCAGAGUGAUCCCAAUCAAAACAAAGGGUCUUCAAGAGGACCGAAAAUAAGUGAUUAUUUUGAGUUUGCUGCAGGAGGUGGUUCAGGAACAAGUCCGGGAAGAAGUGGCCCUGCUCUGGCCAGGAUACCUUCACAACAUUCUCUCUCACAGCCACCUAUGGCCCAGGGAAGCCCACCAUCAUCUGCGUCUACUCUCGGGGAGCAUUCUGUUGCAUCACACAGCAAUUUCCCGGUUUGCGUCUCACAAAAGAAUAUCCAGACUGAAAUAACAAUGGACAAGAUAAAGAUGCUGGAAAAUAACCAGAGCUCAGACCUGGAAAAGAAGGAAGGGAAAAUCGAUGACCUCUUAAGGGUCAACUGUGACCUGAGGCGACAGAUUGAGGAACAACAAAAGCUGGUGGAAAGGUACAAGGAGAGGUUAAAUAAGUGUGUGGUCAUGAGCAAGAAGCUUCUCAUUGAAAAGUCAGAGCAGGAGAAGCAGGCUUGCCGGGAGAAGAGCAUGCAGGACCGGCUGAGGCUCGGGCAUUUUGUCACAGUGCGGCAUGGGGCCACCUUCACCGAACAGUGGACGGAUGGCUCAGCUUUCCAGAACCUCAUCAAGCAGCAAGAGUGGAUUAACCAGCAAAGAGAAGACAUUGAGAGGCAGCGGAAGCUUCUGGCCAAACGUAAGCCACCCACUGCUGGCCACUCAGCCAGCCCAAUGCCGGCCGGGGAGCAGAAGCAGCGGAAGACCAAGGCUGUGAAUGGUGCUGAUGAGGGCUUCCUCAAGCCUGCCACACCACAGUUAUUAACAGUUGCAGAGUAUCAUGAGCAAGAGGAGAUCUUCAAAUUGAGACUGGGACACCUCAAGAAGGAGGAGGCAGAAAUCCAAGCAGAGCUGGAGAGGUUGGAGCGAGUGAGAAACUUGCACAUCCGGGAGCUCAAACGCAUUCACAAUGAGGACAACUCACAGUUUAAAGAUCAUCCCACGUUGAAUGAGCGGUAUUUGCUGCUCCAUCUGCUGGGAAGGGGAGGCUUCAGUGAAGUAUACAAGGCCUUUGACUUGCAAGAGCAGAGGUACGUGGCAGUGAAAAUCCAUCAGCUGAACAAAAACUGGCGAGAUGAAAAGAAAGAAAACUACCACAAACACGCUUGUCGAGAGUACAGAAUACACAAGGAACUGAAUCACCCAAGAAUAGUCAAGCUCUAUGACUACUUCUCGCUGGAUACAGACUCGUUUUGCACAGUGCUGGAGUACAUCGAAGGCAACGACUUGGACUUCUACUUGAAGCAGCACAAGCUCAUGUCUGAGAAGGAGGCACGCUCCAUCAUAAUGCAGAUUGUCAGUGCUCUCAAAUAUCUCAACGAGAUCAAGCCACCCAUCAUCCACUAUGACCUGAAACCUGGUAACAUCCUUCUCGUGGAUGGCAAGUCAUGUGGGGAAAUCAAGAUCACAGACUUUGGCCUCUCCAAAAUCAUGGACGAUGAUAACUACAAUGCCGUCGAUGGCAUGGACCUGACGUCGCAAGGAGCCGGAACAUACUGGUACCUGCCUCCUGAAUGUUUUGUUGUGGGCAAGGAGCCACCAAAGAUAUCCAACAAAGUGGAUGUGUGGUCUGUAGGAGUCAUCUUCUACCAGUGUCUAUAUGGCCGAAAGCCAUUUGGCCACAAUCAAUCGCAGCAGGACAUCCUCCAGGAGAAGACCAUACUGCGAGCCACGGAAGUGCAGUUCCCUGUCAAGCCUGUGGUAUCAAAUGAGGCAAAGGCCUUCAUCCGCCGCUGCCUGGCCUACCGGAAGGAGGACCGCAUCGACGUGCACCAGCUGGCGGGCGACCUGUACCUCAUGCCACAUAUUCGCAAGUCCCCAGCCAAUACGAGCGCCAACACGCCCAGCUCCUCCGCUACAGCAGCAUCCUCCAACAGCAACUCAAAUUGACGGCAUGAGGCCUCAGCGCACGCCACACGGACACGCUACGCCCUUCGCGCUGCGCCCUCUGCACAGCACGAAGAGGACGGUGAUUGGUGUGCGCAGUGCAAGACGUUGCCGAGGUGGCGGACCUCUCAGUGGCAGCUGUUUUCGUGAGGACGAGCACGCGAAGACGUGUAAAUUAGCGGCUUCAUUUGUCCGGUGUUCCACGCCUGAAGGCGAGCCAGUAGAAACGACCUCAUGGAUCCUGAGUGCUGAAUGCAGCGAACUUGUCCUCGGCGCCAAAGAGCAGCCCAGGAAGAAACGUUGGAGGCAUAGCUUAGCCAUAUGUGAUGAUCUAGCUUUACUACUCACAACUUGCAUACAUACUGUUGCUCUCCAGCUGCCGUCCCUAUUCUUUUUUUUUAACUACGGUGGGAUGUGGUAGUCGGCAUAUUGUACAGACUAAAUGUAUAUUAAAGGGAAGCUUCAGACUAAAGCUGCACGUGCAUGGGUAGUAUAAAGAGAAACAAAAGAUACUGUGUAAAUUACCAACAUUGACUUUUAGCUGCAAGUGAGCUAAAUGAGACAAAGCUUAAAGGACGUAUCACUGACAUCUGUGGAAUCCAUUGAAAUGAUGUAAUAAAAUCACUUGAAUAAUAACGAAAGAAGUUGCUCUCAUGCUUUAGAAACUGCAAAAUUCCAUGUGUACAAAUGUACAUACAGCAAUGUUUUGAAGCUGGAAAGUGAUUUCCACCUGCCACACUUAAAAAUGCGGUGCUUGCAGGUAAGCUACAUAUGUGGCGAAUUCUACACUGCACAGUGGCUAGGAAUCGCUGCAGAUGGGAACAGCUCUGCCAAAAAAAACAAAAGAAACUUGCUGUUAGGUGCUGCACUUAAUGUCAAUGAGGGAUUUUAUGCAAGCAAUAUGUUAAUUGCAAGAGCAUGGAUGAUUUUAUAAUGCAGAAGAGCGCCUUUUUCGUGUGGUAUGGCGACAACUACAAACUUCGGGGGUUUUGCUGUUGAUUGCUUUUGCACUGCAGCUCAUACAAUCGUGCCUGCCAGCCUCAUGUGCUCAUGAGUUGUGUGUGGGUGUUCACUACGAAAGCUCGAAUCAAAUUCAUCAACAGUGUGUUAUCCUUGAUGUUUAACAUUGCCGCUAUAUUGUACAGGUCAAUGACUUUAAGAAAACCUUUUCCGGCAAGUCACUGCAUGGAGCUGUGUAACGGCAUGCAGCGUGUUGUAUUGUUUCAUUGAGAAGUGGAUAUAUGUACGAGCUUAUAACGAUUUUGAUUUCUUGAUGUUUGAACAGUGAAUCAGAAUUUUUCAUUCCCCUCCCCUCUGGUUUUGAGAACCACAUGUUUGAGGCUGGAGGCUCCACUGCAUCAGCUUUUGAAUCAAAAGCGUGGGCAGUGGCGGCAGUGCUUCGACUGCCAUGAUUUUACAUUCACUGUGAAUUUCUCUAAAACGCCCUGUGUAACCAGGCGUGUAAACAUUGGUUUUGAUCUUCUGUUUGAUGUACACCACUUUACAUAACGUUAAACAGCUGCUGCUUUGUGUGUAGGUCUGAGCUGCUAAAUUGACUUGUAUGUCUCUUAGUGCACACAUUUUGAAAGCUUUUGGCUUCUGUUUUGUUUUUGUAAAGGUUUCUAGUAGAUUAAGUGUUUUAUUAAUUAAAAGGAAGUGCGGGAUGGAUGGAUAUCUUGUUGCAAAGUAAUUGUGUCAUUUAAAAAGGGCAGUGUGGUUUUGUAAACUACCGCAGAAUUCCCUCACAUUAGUGUGCCAUACAACUCUUUCCGUCAGUCAGCCUGUGGCUUUUCCUAUGUCAUUAAAAUGGAAACGAUUUC
Petromyzon marinus (sea lamprey) is the source of this 5766-nucleotide messenger RNA. Its product is annotated as serine/threonine-protein kinase tousled-like 2. Gene Ontology annotation, molecular function: protein serine/threonine kinase activity; ATP binding. The record is from RefSeq and is a predicted model, not a curated record. Gene Ontology annotation, cellular component: nucleus. Gene Ontology annotation, biological process: peptidyl-serine phosphorylation; intracellular signal transduction; chromosome segregation. Lineage: Eukaryota; Metazoa; Chordata; Hyperoartia; Petromyzontiformes; Petromyzontidae.